Messenger RNA from Epithele typhae, 1017 nucleotides. Its product is annotated as lysozyme-like protein. NCBI's taxonomy places the organism in Eukaryota, Fungi, Basidiomycota, Agaricomycetes, Polyporales, Epitheliaceae. Bases 1 to 1017 code for a protein of 338 amino acids. The record is from RefSeq and is a predicted model, not a curated record. The transcript has 6 exons.
AUGAAGCUGUCCACUCCUUUCUUUCUCGUUCUCGCCGCCGUCUCCUACGUCGAGGCCACCGGCCAUGACGGUCUCUCGCGCAUGACCCGCAACCACCACGACGUCGCCCGCCGCAACCCUGUCCAGCGCCGCGCGGCCUCCAACGUCUGCAAGGCCCGCUCCACCACCUCUUCCUCUUCCGCCACGGUGAGCGUCUUCUGUCACUCGUCGCGCGAGCUUCGAUUUCGGAUGUCGCGCUGGUGGGAUGCCGCGUCCUCGACGCACAAAUCGAGCUCCACCAAGAAGGCGCAGCCGACCACUGCGACGAAGAACAACGACUCGAACAAUGACGAUAACUCCGUCGGAUUCUCCGACGGCCUCAUCCGUCUCACUACCAACACCUGCGGUGGCACUGGCGCCCAAAAGAAGAUCACGGGCACCAAGGGUCCGAACGGAGACAUCGAAUUCUUCAACUGCGGCGUCAACGACGGCGGCUGGAAGCCGCCCAUGAUUACCGUGGACCAGAUCGUCACCGUCGAGCUCUCGGACGCGCUCAAGGACAACAACUCGCCCUUCAAGGCGUGCAGCAAGUACAUCGACACCUUCUACAAAUACGCGUCGCAGCACGGUCUGCCUGCGAUCCUCAUCGCCUCGAUUGCGAUGCAGGAGAGCUCGUGCAACCCGGGCACCGUGGGCGGCGGUGGAGAGCAAGGUCUCAUGCAGAUCACGCAGGAGAAGUGCGUCGGUGCACCCGGUGGUAACUGCCAGGAUGUCGAUUUCAACAUCCGCACGGGCACCAAGUUCUUCGCGGACACGCUCAACGGGAACGGCGGCUCGCUCCUCAAGACCUUCGGUAACUACAACGGUUGGUUCGAGGGCAUGACCUACUCCGAUGCGACCAAGGCCCAGUGGUCGUCUUGCUGUCGCUGCCAGAACAACCUGGACUACCUCCAGCAGGUUCUCAACGGCUGGCUCCAGAACGUCGACCCGUACACCGCGCACAUGGGCAAGUACUUCAACCUCGACGUCUGCCAUUAG